Molecule: messenger RNA, 318 nt
Organism: Annulohypoxylon truncatum
Lineage: Eukaryota; Fungi; Ascomycota; Sordariomycetes; Xylariales; Hypoxylaceae
Exons: 1
Coding region: 1-318 (105 amino acids)
Source: RefSeq, a predicted model, not a curated record
AUGUGCUUUUUACGAUACUCGACCGAGGCGCAGAGAGCGCACGACGAGCAACUCAUCUCCGAACUAUGCGACAUGGUCGCCGCCCUGCGCUACGAAGGCGAGACGUUCAGGGCCUAUCGUGUCCUACAAUGUCGCAGGAUCCGUCUAUUCUACACCGACCUGAAGAACGAGCAAGUCGAGACACAGACCCCGAGCGAGCAGCCAUGCCAGAGCGGCCCCGGCAUGCCGAAAAUCCCACGAAGCUGCGAUCGUUGUCAAAUGAAACCUCUCAUCGUUAGUACCGUGUGUGUCGAGAAAGGAGGGUGUAUCUUCAAAUAA